This is a messenger RNA of Aedes aegypti (yellow fever mosquito), 2564 nucleotides long. Its product is annotated as cellular tumor antigen p53. The transcript has 6 exons. The record is from RefSeq and is a predicted model, not a curated record. Bases 950 to 2260 code for a protein of 436 amino acids. Gene Ontology annotation, biological process: apoptotic process; regulation of transcription by RNA polymerase II. Gene Ontology annotation, cellular component: nucleus. Gene Ontology annotation, molecular function: RNA polymerase II cis-regulatory region sequence-specific DNA binding; DNA-binding transcription factor activity, RNA polymerase II-specific. Lineage: Eukaryota; Metazoa; Arthropoda; Insecta; Diptera; Culicidae.
CGCCCGUCCGUCAGUCGACCGCCGUCAGCGGACUUAACCAGUCUUGUGCAAUAAUUUCUCCCGAGUUCAAGUUCAAGUGAGGUGAAGUGGACAAAACGAAAAAAAACACAAGCUGAUUAGCCGGAACUGUGAAAAGUGUCUUCUCUUCCGCUCCAAUCCGCUUAGGGAUUCUCUUUCGGAAGUUGGACCGAGAAACGGAGCGAACAAAUUGGAAACAAAAAUCCUGUCGAAAUUGGUUCGGAAAACGGAGGUGAUUUGCAAUUGGAAAAUUGGAAACCGGGCAAUUGUGAAGGAUUGCAAAAUGUUCUUAACUAGAACGAUUGAAAUCGAAGUGGAUUAUUUGAGGAACCGGACCAUGGAUGAAUUUGCAUGAGUCGGACAAAAACAGCUGAUUUUGAGUUCGAUUUUCAUACGCAUUCGAGACAAUGGACAAUUUUCAACUUCACGCAUUAAAACAACAACAAUGGAAACCUGUGCGAACAUGUUUAGCAUUUCGGCGUGAAAACAGAGAAAAAAACUGACAGAAACUCCAUAUGGCUGUCUUUUUUGUGUAAACACACAUACAAAUGCAUCUCGUCAGAGACAGGGUCCAGAAUUUGAUGCAACAUACUGUCACUGAUAGCAAUAAAAUCAUAUAAGAAAGGGAGAUGCAAUGAGUAUAGAAUCCCAUUCAAGAUUGGGUGAAAGUGAUAAUCAGAUUUGGAAGUCUAAAAUCCCGGUUUUACGGGAAGAAUUUUGAGCAUUAGACUGACGACACCUUCGACUGUUUUGAUUCGCAUCAUCGCUGCAACACGCAUCAUGCAACAGUAAUCCACACCGAGCAGAAGUGUUGCAUCAUUCGAACGCUACACAACUAGGACGGCGGCGGUUUUUCAGCUAGGCUACAGCUGGCUCUAUCAUCACAGUUUUAGUCGCAGUUCAAGAGCAUCCAAAGGCAACCAAAAAAAAAAUGGUCGAUUCACAAGAUUUGAAAAUCGAAUCCUACAACGAGGAGGCCGAAGUGGCCAGUGACGAGGAGAUGUUUCCGCUGACGGGAAAUUCGCAACAGUUGCAACAACAGCCAUCCAACUACGAACUCAAGGAUUGGGAUAGCCAGACAAUGGAGCUCUUCAAUAGUCAGACGUUUGCCGAUGAUGCUAGCAAGGUGUUGAGAUGUGGCGAUUUUGCCACCGGUUCGCAAGAUUACGAACUACCCAUUUCGUUGAAGAGCUUAGAAAACCUAGCUCCAGGAGAAUCAAUUAAUGUGGAAGUUUUCAACGGUCAAGUGGAUGACACUCAACCCACAACCACCACCAAUCUGGACCAUUUGCGUCAAUUUCCAUCGGUUGAUCCGAUGAUCGUGCCAUGGAUCAAUUUCCAAGUCAGUCUACCGAGCGAAACCAGCGACAAAACUAGCUGGAUGUUCUCUCGAAAACUCCAGAAACUAUUCGUCAAAAUGGGAAACACUUGCACGUUCAAUGUUUCCCAACUGCCGUCCCCCGAUCGGGACACUACAGUCCGUGCCAUGGUGGUCUGUUCCACACCGGAGGACCGCCAUCUUCCAGUAUCUCGGUGCGAUAACCAUCGGUGCAGCGACAAUCAGGACAUCCCGGACUCUAUCAAAACACAUAUCGUUCGUUGUAAGAACGAGCAGGUCACCUACACCGGAACCAAAGAUGGCAAAACCUUCGAGGAGCGAUUGGCCGUUCUAGUCCCGAUGGGUCAUUCGGCCAAAACAGGCAUCACGCUGGAGUUCGUGUGCCAAAAUUCCUGUCGAAAUAUCAAUCGCCGGGCGACAGCCCUAGUUUUCACUCUGGAAGAUCAAGCCGGACGGAUCCUCGGCCGUCAGGUGUUCCAAAUCAAGAUCUGCACCAACAUCAAGCGAGACAUGGUGAACGAGGAGAAGGCCGUCAUGGAGGAGUCAUCUCGGAAGCGGAAAGCCGCCGCCCAAUCGUGGGAGCACAAACGUGGCAAGAAGAUCGUGCGGUACCACUCCGGUCUACCACUUUCACACUCGCAAACUUCCGCCGGCAUCCAGAUCAAGGAGGAAUCCGGCAAUCGGCGCUGCAACAUCGACCCCGUCACGUUUACGGUCACUAUGCCGAACCGGCGGAUGGCCAGACGCAUGCUGGACAUCGGCAUAGGACAGAUAUCGACCGCGGUGGUCAAUACCUCCAACGACGCGGAACGGAACGAGCUGAUGCAGUUCGUGCAUGACAUUCGCCGCAUUAAAUCUUCGUUUGCUUUACCCAACAGCCAAAGCAGCGUGGACAGCGAUUGAAGCACGCCCUUCCCCAUUUUUUGUUGGAAUCGCUACUUAGGUUUAGUUUGUAGUUUGUAGAUGUACGUUUGUAAAACAGAAAAUAUUUAUUCGAUUAAGUUUUAAAGUAUUCGACAAAAUUUACCUGAUCAAUGUAUGUAGCGUUAUGUUUAUACCAAGUUAAGAUGUGUACGUAAGACUACGGAUAACCAGUGUUUUUUAAAACUGAUAACAAAAAUAGCAUGUCGAAACGAUCCAUUCGACUAGUAAUAAAAAAAAACUAAGAAAUAUUAAGCGGACAAAUCAAAGUCAGUUUUCAUAUGAA